ACACUAGGCCUGGGCGGCCAUAACGCAGCGAUGAGAGUUCCUCUCCCUGAGUUGGACCAGCAGAGGGCCCUGGAACAGAGUGAGGAGGGAAAUUUCUCUCUGUUUGACGGCUCCCUUUUCUCCUUGCUCUCCCCCCGCCCACCCCCUCAGCUUCCUCGGUCAGAGAAGCCUGAAAGACCGGGGGAGGGGGGCUCUCCUUUCCUCCAUGUCAACGUUGGGAAGGAGAAGGCACGAUUCGAGCUCGACGGUGGGAGCGGCAGCAGGAUCCGGAUUGGAGAAAGAGCCCGCGGAAGGCGAGGUUGGAGCUAACAAGGUUCCAAAGGUCCCGACCGAGAGACUCGAAAAGGAUCAGGACCUCUGCACAAAAACUAAAGGGGGGGAGAUCCUUCAAUGGAGUCUCCGCCUCCAUGGUUGUCGGUCUCUUUUGAAACUGGGAUUGAGAGGAGCGGUACUCAGGUUGGUGCGGAGGGAGGGAGCCUUCUUGUGUCCUGUGUUUCCCCCUACUCCAUCUCGAAAAAAUAUACCUACCAAACCGAAAUAAAGAGGACUGUUGUGUAGCCCAAUCGUAUGUACGUUUUCUCGGAAGUAAACCCCACCGAGUUUACCCACGGAAGUGUGUGAAGAACGUGUGCAUAAAGUUAUGUACCUUCAAGUCGAUUACGACUCAUGGCGACCCUAUGAAUCAUCGACCUCCAAGAGCAUCUCUCAUGAACUACCCUGUUCAGAUCUUGUGAUGGGCCUGUGAGUGAGGUGAAGGGUAUGCAUACUCCAAAUGAAAGCCUACAGCACCAGGAGGAACCAGAAAUAUCACUGGGAUCAGCCAAAGAGAAAAUCUCCAUGCUUCGCCAUCAGGAGAAUGGUGCUCAAAGUCGGCUUGGAUAUCUCUCCAAGAAAAUGGCUGGGGAAUCGUCUUGUGGUGCAGUCUAUAAAGACUUCAACAAAACUAUUGAGCACCAGAGAACCCACAGUGUAGGUGCAGGGGAAGGGGUAGUCACUAAAAGUGAGAAAAACUGUGGCCGGGACUCAUUCAUUGUUCCCUGUGAUGAAGCCAACGUUGCUGAGAAGCUUCACAAAUGUUUGGAGUGUGGCAAAAGCUUCCAUUAUCGAUCAAACCUUGUUGCGCAUGAGAGGACCCACACAGGAGAGAAGCCGUUCCCGUGCUUGCAUUGUGGGAAACGGUUCCGCUUGAGCUCCCAUCUCUACAGGCAUCAGAAGCUGCACACGGCUGAGCAGCCAUACACAUGCGCAGAGUGUGGGAAGCUCUUCCGCCAUAAAGCCAGCUUCGAUGCACAUCAGAGAGCCCACACAGGAGAGAAGCCGUUUGCCUGUCUGGAGUGUGGGAAAAGCUUCACUCAUCAGUCAGGCCUUAUUUUACACAAAAGAAUCCACACAGGAGAAAAACCUUAUGCUUGCGCCAGGUGUGAGAAAAGCUUUGUCGAUCGGUCGACUUUGGUGGCACAUGCGAGGGUCCAUAUGGGUGGAAAGCCCCAUAAGUGUUCUGAGUGUGGGAAGACCUUUGUUCACAAGUCACGUCUUAUUGUCCACGAGGAGACCCACACAGGAGAGAAGCCGUACAAAUGUUCAGACUGUGGCAAAAGCUUCAGCUUGAGCUCGGCCCUCCUCACGCACCAGCAGAUCCACAUUGGGGAGAAGCCGUACCACUGCUCAGACUGUGGGAAAAGCUUUGUCCAGCGAGGAAACCUUGUGGCUCAUGAGAGAACCCACACAGGAGAAAGGCCAUACAAGUGCCCAGACUGUGGAAAACGCUUUAUUGUCAGCUCGAGCCUCAGAACGCAUCACAGGACCCACACAGGAGAGAAGCCCUACAAAUGUUCCGACUGCGGGAAGAGCUUCAGCCAGAGUUCGGUUCUGAUGAGGCACCGGAGGAUCCACACAGGAGAGAAGCCGCACAAAUGCUCUGAUUGCGGGAAAUGCUUCUCUCAGAGGUCGAGCCUCAUUUCACAUGCACGAACCCACACGGGAGAGGCGCCCUGUUGACCGUAAGGAAGGGAAUGAAAGAGAGAGAUUUUUCUCCCUCUCUCAUGAUACAUGGAACAUCCCGUGAAGCUAGAUGUUGGGAAAUUCAGGACAAGCAAAAGAAAAUACUUCUUCACGCAGUGCAGAGCUAACCCAUGGAAUUCGCUUCCACAAGAGACAGUGGCGGCCACCAACUUGGAUGGCUUUAAAAGAGGAUUAGACAAAUUUAUGGAGGAGGGAAUCACGAGUGGGGAGACCUGCUGUUACGCUCAGGUCCUGCUUGCGGGCUUCCUAUUGGGACAUCUGGCUGGCCGCUAUGAGAACAGAAUGCUGGACUAGAUGGGCCUUUGGCCUGAUCCAGCAGGAAUCAUCUUACAGAUUUAUAUUUACCAGAAUAAUAUAAACUGUGAUGAAGUAUUCUGUGGUGUUAUUGUAAUUUUUAGCUUCCUGGAGGCUUGGAGAAACAAGCCACAUCUGCACUAUGAUUUAAAGCAGUAUCAGACCACUUUAAACAGUCACUGCCUUCCCCCCUGCAAAGAAUCCUAAGAACUAAAAUUCCCAGAGUUCCCUGGGAAGAGGGAUUGUUUGUUAAACCACUCUGGAAAUUGUAGCUCUGUGAGGAGAACAGAAGUAACAACUCUCAGCAUCCUUCAUAAACUACAGUUCCCAGGAUUCUUUGGGAGAAAGCCACGACAGUUUAAAGUGGUAUGAUAUUGCUUUAAAUGUAUAGUGCAGGUGGGACCCAAGUCUUGUUUAAAGAUUUGUUGUUGUUGUUGUUGUUGUUCUUGUGUGCCUUCAAGUCGAUUAUGACUUAUGGCUACCCUAUGAAUCAGAGAUUUCCAGCAGCAUCUGUCGUGAACCACCCUGUUCAGAUCUUGUAAGUUCAGGUCUGUGGCUUCCUUUAUGGAAUCAAUCCAUCUCUUGUUUGGCCUUCCUCUUUUUCUACUCCCUGCUGUUUUCCCCAGCAUUACUGUGUUUUCUAGUGAAUCAUGUCUUCCCAUAAAGUGUCCAAAGUAUGAUAAGGAACCAUAAAAAGGUAGAGUGCAAGCCUUGCAAGCAGCACCUGGUCAGCAAAGUGAACAGGCACACAAGUUGUCUGGGUUUUUUUGUGGCACUUCAAGACUUCCCCCAGAAAAUUGUCUUUUUAAAAAAAAAAUUUUUAAAUUAUUGACUUACUGGCGUCCUACUGUGAUGCGUUUGUGGCCCCUCAAAUUUGUCAAUUGAAUUUAUUUUAAUGAUUGCUUUCAUAGGCCCCUCGCUGUGAUAUUAUGAUGGCAAAAUGUUUUCUGCUUCAUUUAAAUGCUGUCCAAAAUUAUUUUUUAAAAAAAAUGAUGAUUGUUAACUGACUGCUUGUGUCCCCCAAUUUGUCUUUUAAAAAAUUGUUUUUUUAAAAAGUGUUUUUUCUGGCCACUCCCAGAGGUCUCCUGCUGCCAAAAGCUUUUGUGACCCCCCAAAAACAUUGUCUUUUAAAAAAAGUAUACUAAAUGUAAUAAUGAAUUGUUUAAAAUAGUGUAGGUAGCCUGGAGAACUGCACUUGUAGCCACACCUAUUUUCACACUUUGGCCAUGCCCCUUUUUACAUGGGAAGGCUGAUCAUAGGACAAUGCAGCUCUUGGCCUGAAAAAGGUAAGCAACCCUUUGGAUUUGUUGUUGUUGUACCCAUUUUACUUUCAUAGUUUUUUAUGUACACUAAUACAAAAUGAAAGCAAAAUCAAACCAAAUAAGAAAUGCCCAAAUAUUUUGGGCAUUUCACUGGUAGGGAUAGGAGAGAAGUUUGAUUCAGCUUGUAUUUAAAGGUGAACCUAACUUGCACUUUCCAAAACAGUACAACAAUCAAAAUACAGCCAUCCUUUGAAAUUUGCACUCCUCUGAAUCUUGCAAUGCUCCAGCCCAGUCACUGGUACAAAAAUGUAUACAUUGGGCUAAAGUAUCUAUAAAUAUGCAUAUAUUAGUGAAGACAACAUACAAAUAUGCAAAAUCUUGGGGAAAAGUGCCCUGCAAAAGUAUGUCUAUUAGGCAAAAUUGCAUACCAACAUGUGUAUAUUAGGAGAAAUUCAUGAAAAAGCUGCUGGAUUUGCAUGAGGACUUAAAAAAAUGGAAACUGAUGUGGAAAUGGGGAGAACCAAAUUUAAGACUGGAAAAAAUAAACUUAUGGGAACAUGGCAGGAUGCACACGGGAGAGAGAUCAUAGAAUUGCUCAGACUGGGAGAAGAGCUUCUUGCAAAAGCGUUACCUGAUGAUACACAAGAGGAUGCACAGAGAAGAGAACCCAUACAGAUGCCUGCACUGUGGGAAAUGUUUCCCUAAGAAUUCCAAAGUUGCAAUACAUGAGAGAAUCCACACUGGAGAGAAUCCAUUCAUUUGCUCCGAGAGUGGGAAGGGCUUCAACCAGAAGGGAAACCUCAUGACCCACAUGUGUUUACACACAGGAGAGAAACUAUAAAAGUGUGCCUAAUCAUCAUUUAUCAAGGUGAGUGUGUUUCUCCCUCACAAAUUCCAUUCCAAAAUUCUGGAAAUUUUUGCACCU
Rhineura floridana is the source of this 4503-nucleotide messenger RNA. RefSeq names its product gastrula zinc finger protein XlCGF52.1-like. The transcript has 2 exons. Gene Ontology annotation, biological process: regulation of transcription by RNA polymerase II. Bases 760 to 1998 code for a protein of 412 amino acids. Gene Ontology annotation, cellular component: nucleus. Gene Ontology annotation, molecular function: DNA-binding transcription activator activity, RNA polymerase II-specific; RNA polymerase II cis-regulatory region sequence-specific DNA binding. The record is from RefSeq and is a predicted model, not a curated record. NCBI's taxonomy places the organism in Eukaryota, Metazoa, Chordata, Lepidosauria, Squamata, Rhineuridae.